Triticum urartu is the source of this 1184-nucleotide messenger RNA. RefSeq names its product peroxidase 5. The record is from RefSeq and is a predicted model, not a curated record. Gene Ontology annotation, biological process: response to oxidative stress; hydrogen peroxide catabolic process. Lineage: Eukaryota; Viridiplantae; Streptophyta; Magnoliopsida; Poales; Poaceae. Gene Ontology annotation, molecular function: heme binding; peroxidase activity.
AAUUUGACCGCGCCGUGCAGAUUUUGACGCAGCGGUCUCGGUUCGUCUACCUAGCUAGCUAGCUACUGUAAUUGACAGUGGUCAUGGCGUUGCUCGUGGUGGUUGGCGCCGCGGUUGUCGCAAUGUGGCUACUGGCCGGUGAGGCGCGAGGCCAGGCGCAGCUCCAGGUAGGGUUCUACGCGCACUCGUGCCCCCAGGCGGAGGUGAUCGUGAGGGACGAGGUCGGCAGGGCCGUCAGCGCCUACCCCGGCUUCGCCGCCGGCCUCGUCCGCCUCCACUUCCACGACUGCUUCGUCAAGGGCUGCGACGCGUCAGUGCUGCUGGACUCGACGGCCAACAGCACGGCGGAGAAGGACGCCCCGCCCAACAAGAGCCUGAGGGGCUUCGAGGUCAUCGACGCCGCCAAGAAGCGCCUCGAGGCCGCGUGCGCCGGGACCGUCUCAUGCGCCGACAUACUCGCCUUCGCCGCACGAGACAGCGUCGUCCUGGCCGGCGGUAGCCCGUACGGCGUCCCGGCCGGGCGGAGGGACGGCAACGUGUCGGCGGCGUCCGACGCGCAGGCGAGCCUGCCCCCACCCACGGCGAACGUGGCCCAUCUCACGGAAGCCUUCGGUAAGAAUGGGCUCUCCCAGGAGGACAUGGUCACGCUUUCAGGCGCGCACACGAUCGGCGUGACGCACUGCAGCUCCUUCAGCGCGCGGGUGCACGGGUACAACGCCACCACGGGCACGGGCCAGGACCCGGCCAUGGACGCGGCCAAGGCGGCGGAGCUGGCGCGGCAGUGCCCGCCGGGGAGCCCCAACGCAGUGCCCAUGGACGCCGGCAGCCCCGACACGUUCGACACGGGCUACUUCCGCGCCCUGCUGGCCAACCAGGGCGUCCUCGCCUCCGACCAGACGCUCACCUCCGACAACGCCACGGCCGCGCUCGUGGCGCAGAACGCCGGCAACGUCUACCUGUUCGUGACCAGGUUCGGCGACGCCAUGGUGAGGAUGGGCGGCAUCCGGGUGCUCACCGGCGGCGACGGCCAGAUACGCACCAACUGCAGGGUCGUAAACUGAUACACACUUGUUGCACCCUAUCUUAUUCGCUUACACUUUACGUCACUCUGAAUCCGUGGUAUCUUCUUGGCCGGUUUUGCAAAAUGCAAUGGAGUUAUAUAUGCAUCGACUGAAUUUUGGACA